Molecule: messenger RNA, 2394 nt
Organism: Saxophila tyrrhenica
Lineage: Eukaryota; Fungi; Ascomycota; Dothideomycetes; Mycosphaerellales; Extremaceae
Gene: BRF1
Product: transcription factor TFIIIB subunit brf1
Exons: 1
Coding region: 1-2394 (797 amino acids)
Biological process (GO): DNA-templated transcription initiation; transcription by RNA polymerase III; transcription preinitiation complex assembly
Cellular component (GO): transcription factor TFIIIB complex; nucleus; transcription preinitiation complex
Molecular function (GO): RNA polymerase III general transcription initiation factor activity; RNA polymerase III type 3 promoter sequence-specific DNA binding; TBP-class protein binding
Source: RefSeq, a predicted model, not a curated record
AUGGCUACCCCUGCAGCUGCUCCAAGGCACCGUCGGUUGGGCUCUCUGAAAGGCACAUCUAUCACCGGACCACUAAAGCCACCAUCUCGAACUGCACCAACCCCGCCACCGACUCAACCUCCCGUCUCGAAGCACACAUGUUGCGAGGACCCCAAAGUCGAAGAAGAAGACGGUCAACGGGUGUGCCGUAACUGCUUUACGCAAAUCAGCGAGUCUAAUAUCGUCUCCGACGUCACUUUCCAGGAGGACUCGAGAGGUGCCGCCGCGGUCCAAGGUGGCUUCAUUGGAGAGAACUCUCGCCACGCUUCGACGUUAGGUGCAGCGGUCACUCGUGCUGCCGGCGCCGGCGAACGCAACAGUGCACAGGAGACUGAGAAGAAUGCUCGCAAAUCACUCGACAAAUUGUGCCCUGUUCUCGGUAUACCCGAGAUUACCCGGAACCAGGCCAUCAAUAUCUUCGCCCUCGCCUCCAGGAGCAACUUUUCUGCAGGAAGACGGACGGACGAAGUCGCCGCUGCUAGUCUAUAUGCCGCCUGCCGACGACAGAAGGACAACCAGGUCAUGCUCAUCGACAUCUCCGAACUCCUACAGAUGAAUGUCUUCCGUCUUGGCGAAGUCUACAAGGCUAUGUGCAAGGACAUUCACUUGAACGAGGGUGGUGGAGUGGGCACGCAGUACUUGGUCGAGGUCGAGUCGUUGGUUAUGAAGUACUGCAGGAAGCUCGAGUUUGGCGAAGCAACGCGGUCAGUGGCGGAGGAUGCUAUCAAGAUCGUUCGUCGGAUGAAGCGUGACUGGAUGGUGACUGGACGUCACCCGGCUGGACUCUGCGGUGCUUGUAUCAUUCUCGCAGCACGCAUGAACAAUUUUCGUCGAUCGGUUCGGGAGGUCGUCUACGUUGCGAAGGUCGCGGACAUUACCAUCGCCAAGAGAGUCGCGGAGUUCAGACGACUGAAAGCGGCGGCACUCACGGUGGAGCAAUUCAGAGAGUAUGGUGUACGGCUCAAAGACCAAGCCGACCCACCUGUGCUGUACGAGAGCGAGCUGAAGAAGCACAGAUUCGACAGUCUGAAGAGGAAGAGGCAGGAAGCGAGUGUGGCGAGGGCAACUGCUGAGCUCGCAGAUGACGAAUCUCAGCGGGAAAGGUCGGAAUCAGUGGCAGCAGAGGAAGAUGGCGAAGGACCGCGCAAAAGACCUCGCACGGAGAGUGAUGGACCCGCCACAUCUCCAGAUACACAGCAAGAGCCUCGGCGGGAUGCAGACGGCUUCGCCAUCCCAGCGCUACCACCAGCUCGGACGCCAGCGGUCCAGGACGGAGAGCAAGAGGAAGAGCCAGCGCGUAAGCGAGGACGGCCGAGAAAAACUCCGCCAGAACCGAUCAUCAUCACUGAGGAAGAGCUCGCCGAGGAAGAGCAGCUCGAACACGACAUCAACGAUAAUCUGAAUGACGAAGACAUCAUCGACUUGCGGAACGAGAUUGAGAAGGCCAAGGAUGAAGAACGAGCGAAACAAACUGCCGAACAGCAGAAGCAAAUCGCCGCAGAACAGGUCAAAGCUCGUCGAGAGGCUGAAGGCACAACGUGGGUGGACGAUGUCAACGAAGAAUACACGCCUGACAUCCUCGAGGCCGAAUUCGAAAACGACCCAGAGGUGGAGAACUGCCUCCUUUCUCCAGCUGAGCAGAAGGUGAAAGAGCAGAUCUGGGUGCUCCAUAACGAAGACUGGCUGCGGCAACAGCAAGAGAAGGCCCUCAUCGAAGCUGUUUCCAAAGCGUCCGGCCGCAACCCCGCCGGCAAAAGGAGAGUUGGGAAGAAUGGCAAGAAGAAGCGGAGCAAGAUGGGAGACGGCACCACCCUCGCGGAAGCCACCACGCCCAUCGAAACGCCGGCCGAUGCAAUCAACGCAAUGAUUGCAAAGCGUGCUCCUACGUUCUCGAAACACGUGAACUACGAAACACUGAGCGGGAUGUUGAGGGGCCGCAAGCAAAACUCUUCAAAUGCAACGAGCACUCGUGACAGCGCAACUCCAGCUUCUUCGAGUCGAACAGGUACGCCCGCAUCCGACGGCGGUGCGCCGUCAGGUCGGCAAGAGGGCACGGCGAGUCCGUCGCAAUCGGCACGUUCGAGCUUUUCUCCAACUCCAGUGCGUCCGACGAGAACUGCACCUGAAGCAGGCAGUGCGCAAUCAACGCCCGCACCAGUCUCGCCAACCCAAGCCCAGGCUGGAGCCGAGGACGAAGAGGACGAUCCGAACGACUACUACCAUUCCGACGAGGAGAACCCGUACUACGACCAGGAGGACGAGCGGGAGGACAUUGGUGAAGACGACUUUGACAACGCCACGGGCAGGUUCAGCGACGUGGCAUUGCGCGGCGACUUUUACGAUGAGUACGAGUAG